CCAACACCACAUCCACAACUUCCCAAACCCACCACCUCCAUCUUCAUCUCCAUCUCCGUCUCGACCUCACAGCGUUAGGAUUCGACUUCGACCAUGGAUCCGACUUACUUGGAGCUCCAACUGCCCGGCUUCCGCUUCCACCCUACCGAAGAAGAGUUGCUCGAUUUUUACCUCAAAAAAAUGGUUUCUGGAAAAAACAACUUGCGUUUCGACAUCAUCGGCUAUCUCAACAUUUAUCUUUACGAUCCUUGGGCUUUGCCAGGGUUGUCAAAGAUUGGUGAAAGAGAGUGGUACUUUUUUGUGCCAAGAGAUAGAAAGCAUGGGAGUGGAGGGAGACCCAACCGGACCACCCAAAACGGUUUUUGGAAGGCAACUGGAUCGGAUCGUAAGAUAUUCAGUUUAACUGAUCCGAAGAAGCCCCUUGGCUUGAAAAAAACUUUAGUCUUUUACAAAGGCAGAGCACCGAGAGGAAACAAAACGGAUUGGGUCAUGAACGAGUAUCGUUUGCCUGAUUCUUACCCAUUACACAAGGAGAUCGUGUUGUGUAAGAUAUACAGAAAGGCAACUUCUAUGAAGGUGUUAGAGCAAAGGGCAGCAAUGGAAGAAGUAACCAAGACGAUCCAACCAUCCACUCCUCUGUCUCUCGAAGAACCCAUCUCAUUCUACACUCAAAAUGAUAACUUAGCAUCAUCAUUGCCGACACCAAUGGAAUCAUGCCACAUGGCAUCCGAUAACAGUGAUGAAUUCCAUCAAGACUUGCUACUUUUCUGGGACGAGAAAUUGAAAGACGAGUCUUCACCACCACCAGCACCUAUAACGCCAACCGAGUCUUUCCAUGUUUUAUCAGACAACCAUGAUGAAUCGUGUCACGACUUGAUGUUUAUGUUAGAUGAAAAAUUGAAAGAAGAGCCUGACGUCAUCAGCGAUGCAAACAGUAGUAACACUGACAAUGACAAUAGUAUUAGUAAGGUCUCAAGUUUAAGACUACCUACAGAAAACGAGAUGUUACGAGAACUACAAUUGCCCAAGAUGAACACGGACUGGACCCAAGACUCCUUUUGGACACAAUUAUGCAGUCCAUGGUUAGACAAUAUAAUGUUGACGUCUCCUUAUGCUAAUAUCCUUAAUUUCUAAGGUUGUAGAAAAUAUUAACUUAAUUGUAGAUUAUAUUUAAACGUAAAAUAAAAAUGGAAAGACUAGUUUCUAGAUUAACUUGUCUUUCUGUCUGUCUGAUCACAGCUGUAAUAACUAGUAUUUUAAAUGUUAGUCUUUGCUACUGGAUUUAUAAGUAUAAAUUCAUAUUUGUAUGUUGAUAUCAAGAACUAAUAAAUGUUUCGUUCUUUCA
Messenger RNA from Cynara cardunculus var. scolymus (artichoke), 1345 nucleotides. RefSeq names its product NAC domain-containing protein 22-like. The coding region runs from base 94 to 1134 and encodes 346 amino acids. NCBI's taxonomy places the organism in Eukaryota, Viridiplantae, Streptophyta, Magnoliopsida, Asterales, Asteraceae. Gene Ontology annotation, molecular function: DNA binding. The record is from RefSeq and is a predicted model, not a curated record. Gene Ontology annotation, biological process: regulation of DNA-templated transcription. The transcript has 3 exons.